Molecule: messenger RNA, 4535 nt
Organism: Rhododendron vialii
Lineage: Eukaryota; Viridiplantae; Streptophyta; Magnoliopsida; Ericales; Ericaceae
Exons: 5
Coding region: 2055-2591 (178 amino acids)
Source: RefSeq, a predicted model, not a curated record
AUUAUAUUGAAUACCAGAACACGUUCUCUCCCUCUCUCUCUCUCUCUCUCUCUCUCUCUCUCUCUCGUCUCAUCUCCUCUCUCCCACCUCCUCCGUGGUUCCAUAUCUCAAAAAUCUCCACGAAACCCUAGCUUCCUGUCUCUCUACGUCACCUCCUCCUUCCCUUUGUGUUGUUCCUGCCUUCGAAGUUGUUGCACUCUUCUCAAGAUCUAGGGUUUGUAUGAUCGUAUAUCAAAGGAGUCGACUACAACAACGAUCAGCAGUCGAAGGAGUCACAGUCGCCUACGACAACAAUCGAUCAACUAAUUUAGGAUGAAAAGAAUAAGAAAAUACAAGAGCUGACCGCAGGGAUCCGGGGGAAGAAACGACUAUAUACCAAUUCAGUCGAUCCGGAAUAGAUCGGUUGUGUCAUACUGUCAUGGUCCUUUCCUAUUCUAUUUUCCAACUGCUAGUGUUAGCUGCCUUACUCCUUGGCAGGUUCCAUGUUGUGUUUUAAACAGUCGAUGAUGGGAAUGCUUUUUCUUUUAUACUACUUUUAAAAGGGAAAAUUACUGGCAGGCGGAGCAGACUAGCCUUAUUCACCCCCUCAUCAACUCCACUCUCCAAAUCACCACCUUGAUGACACAAGGAAAAGUAUUCACCAAGACAUGGUGUGAGAAGUUGAAUUGACAAUUAUACCCGCCCAUAUAUAUCCAAAAAAAACCCUAACACCCAUUUUCCUCCCAAAUCCCCAAUAUCUCCUGAGAGCCUCCUCUCACCGACUCUCUCUCUCUCUCUCUCUCUCUCUCUCUCUCUUUCUCUCUCUGUAGAAUGGUUCUUGUUAGCGAUUUUGGGGUCAGAUGGACCAGUGGUAGAUGGUUUGGAGAAGCGGUGGAGGGAAUAAAGAGUUGCGGAGUUGGACGUAUUGGGUCAAUGAUUAAGAUGACUAUUUGAAAGAGUCAUCUGAUAUAGGCCAGAACAAAUCAGCACCCAAAGAGAUGACACAGGAAGUGAAGGCGAUCAAGUCUUUUGUAACAUCCUCCAGUACUAAAUUAGAUAGGAAAAUUGACAAAGGCACACACCAGAGUGAGAUGGAUGACAAUCCUGUCAUUGACAAGACAAUUGUGAUACUCAAGUGUGAGAAGCCCCCUCUUCCAAUUGUGCAUUCAUCAGAAGAAAAUAUGGGUGUUCAAAAAGAACACUAUGGCAGUCAUGGCAAAGUAGAGAAAAAUGACAUGAUAUCAGAAUAUGCUGCUAUUCACGCACCAGCUUCACCCAUGGAGGGACUUGUGAUUGAAGCUGUUCAAAGUCAAAUACAAGAGCAACCCAAGUUUCAUAUGGUAGGAUUUGGAAAAAUCAAAACUUCUUUUAUGGUCCAUACAUACUGAAACUUAUGAGGUCUGCAUAUAACAACCUAGACCAAGUGAAGCCAAGUAAAUUGAAACUUAUUGGGCAACAAGAUCUAUGUACCAUAUGAGGAAAAUGUUCGAAUGUAAUAGUAAAAGUAGAUCCAGUUUAAUUGAAAUCUGGAUUGGGGUAGAUUAGGCACAGAUGUCACCUUUAGUAUUACUUGCACAAAGUGGCUGCUCUUUCGUUCGAACGUACAACCUCUAGGCCAUGUUUUUAGCAGUCCACGAGUGGCCUCCAUUAGUUUUUGAAAGUAAUAGUAUAGUAGAGUUUUGAUAAGGAAGCACUUACUGCUAUUGUAUGAACAAAUGAUUAAAUGGAUCGAUUACAUUUGUAAAUAACCUUAAACCUAAGGUUAUUUGACAGCUAAUGUUGGUCCUCCAUAUUGCAGUGUCCUAGAUUCUGGUUGUAAUUUUGAAAGUUGGUGUACCCAAAAUCUGCUAAAAUAUUUUGAAGAUUUGUUAAUUUUACUAUUAAUAGGCGCUAUUUGAGCUUGUCUUUAAUUGUGAUAACAUAUUUCAAUUUGUUUGUUGUACUGAAUUGGCUUACGGGAGCAAGUUAAUCUCAUUCCACUAAUACAAUUUCUCUGGUCUUGGUUAUGAGAAAGAGGAAAUUUUUCAUGAACUCAGUGUAUUGGAAGCAAUCAAUUUUUCUUGUUAAUCUAAGAUAUGGCAUUUGUUUGUCUGGUAACAUCUGCGGAGAAGGAAGCACAGAACUCUUCAAGUGUCCGUACAUCUGGAAAACCCUAUCAAGCCCCCUACGCUCAGCUCUCUUCUUUAGAAGACCCAUGCACUGCAAAUCCAGAAAAUGGAAAAACACCUUCAAUAAGAUUAGAGACGGAGACGAUGGGUGUUAAAGCACAAGUUUCUGGCUUUGAAGACCUGAAAUUAGCAAUGAUUCCUGAAUCCCUGGCCAAGGUUCAGGUGAAGGAAUCACCAAAAGGCUUUAAACGACUCUUGAUGUUUGCUAAGAAGUACCAUAGUUCAGUUGCAUGUGAGCAAAGUGUUGAAUUAGAUAAUGCAAAUGUUGACGGUUCAGAGUUAGAUGGCAAUGUAACAAAUGUAGCUUCUUCUAGUGAAGUUCGUACAUUGAAGAAUCAAAUCUCUCAAGAUGAAGAAGCUACUUCCCAAAAAUCUUCCCGCAACUUCUCUCUGUUGUCGCCCUUUCGUAGCAAGACCAGUGAAAAGAAGUUGACAUCAUCAUGAGGUUGCAGUUUAUGUACCUGCCUGCAGACGAUAUGACCAACCCUACUUCUGCUACAAGAUUUGCACAUUUAGAUGCUACCACUACGAUGAGGUGGGUUGCGGAUUUAUUUUCUUCUUUUGUCCUCCGUGGGUGUGUCGGAAAUGUCAUGUAUCAAUUUGCAUAGCUACCGUGGGAAUGGUUUUUUCUUGGCACUUAAAUCAUUGUAUAAAAAGAAAUAUUCAGCUUACCUCAACUCACUUUUACAUCUCGUUCCCUUUCAAACUGAAUUUCAGAAAAGUAUUUAUACUUAAAUGGACCUUGGUUUACAACAUGGAAGGAUGUCUUGAAAUGUUUUGCCUCUUUUUGGAAUCUCCAACCUCAAGUUCUGAGCUUCAAAUGGCUUUCGGCCCCUUAUCCGCCUGUUGGUUGCGUUUUGCAUUCUUGUAGGCUACAGCCACACAACAAUGCAUUCCUCAGCCAUGCUACGCCCAUCGUAUGGUUUCACCACUCUCUUUCACCGCUCUCUCAAUCUCAGUGUCUGUCUCGGCAAUCAAUGGUUCGGAUUUUAAACAAACUCUUCCGGGAAGAGUUUCCGGAUCUUUCAAAACACUUUUGGAUGGUGAGAUUAAAUGCGGUGAGGUGAGGGGUAAAAAAGAGGGGUGGGCGUAGACUUUCCAUAUUGUGAAUCGGGUAACUAAGAGAGAGUCUGAGAUAGGAGGACAGGGUAUCUCAACUGCUUUGUCUUCAUAUUAGAGUAUUGACAUGAGAAGAUGUGCUAACCUUUUAUCUUCAUAUUAGAGUAAUUCAAAGGUAAAAAGUACGUCCAAAGAGAUUGCAAUGCUACUGGUGGUUUGAUAUCGGGACAUUGCAUUAUUGGCCAAGAGCAGCUUAUUAUUAAUUUGCUCCCGGUGGUUUGGUUAGGUAAACCACAUAAUGCUUGAUUGUUGUUUUACAUUUGCCAUCGCUCUAAAGGUUGUUAUAUAUGCAGAUUGCUAAUUUGUGCCUUCUUGCAGGGUAAAGAUUGCUAUCCUUACUUAGUUGGAUACAAAGUAGUUUGGACACGUAAUGGAAUGACUUGUAAAAUGGAAAUUCAUGAAGGUCUCAAAGGCCCUUUAUUUCAGUUUGUUACUAGGGAUUACUAUUCUCAACUAUUUUUGUGUGUCCUUGGUCAUUAGAUUUGUUAAAUCCUCAACCCCUCCCUCCUUUUGAAAAAAUUAGGUACUGUAUUGAUAGAGGGGGUGAUAAGCACUUAAUAUUGUAGAUAUUUGGUGCGUCUAGUCCCAGGUUAUGUUGUUUUAUUUCGCGUUUUCUUUAGUUUUUAUAGUUAUUUUGCACGUAAGGUGUUUUCUUAAGUGUUUCAGGUUAACCAGCGGAAUACGCCGCUUUUUUGUCAUCAACAUCGACCCAUGAGUUUGCCCAAGCGUCGGAGGCCACGCGAAAUGUGGCCGACAAGGCUUUUGAGGCAUUCGGAGGACCGUCGGGUUGCCGGGGGAUCGUCGGGUGCCAAGAAGAAAGCAAAAAGCUGGGAUUCUGGAGGAAUCAAGGUGGUAUCAAUACAAGCAUUUCUGUCGUAUCGAUACCGGUGCAAGAUAGAGGGAUUGAAGAAAACAUCAAAAGAUUGAUGUAUCGAUACAAUCAUUUUGGUUUAAUUAUACGGUGACAUUUUUAUAUAGAUUUUUUCUGCUUUUUAGACUUUUCACUUAUGGAAUACUUUCUACCCUACUUUCUACUUUUAGUAUGUUUUUAAAUAUUUGUGGAGAGAGAAGUGGACAUGUAUAAGUACCCUUCUUUCCACUUAUCUCAUUACCUAAACCUUUAUGUUUUAAGUUUUUCUUCCUCUCUAAGUUUUCUUCCAUAGCUUUCAAGCUUUUUCAAGUGUAAUCUCUUAAAAACACCUUAAGGUAAUUGUUGUUUGUUAAUUUUUUGUUUAUUAAAGUUGCUUGUACGGACUAGAUCCUUAGUAA